This is a messenger RNA of Sinocyclocheilus grahami, 2530 nucleotides long. RefSeq names its product adhesion G-protein coupled receptor G2-like. Gene Ontology annotation, cellular component: plasma membrane. Lineage: Eukaryota; Metazoa; Chordata; Actinopteri; Cypriniformes; Cyprinidae. Gene Ontology annotation, molecular function: G protein-coupled receptor activity. The record is from RefSeq and is a predicted model, not a curated record. Gene Ontology annotation, biological process: cell surface receptor signaling pathway; adenylate cyclase-activating G protein-coupled receptor signaling pathway. The coding region runs from base 1 to 2523 and encodes 840 amino acids. The transcript has 21 exons.
AUGUCCUUGUUCCGGAUGUGGGGAGUGCAGAUGAGUCCACAGCAGCUGGAUGCACGCAGAUGUGUAGAUGGGAAUAUUGUGACUUGGAGAGAGCAAGAUUGGGAUUAUCAGAAGUGUCCACCCAUUCCGGAUGACAACUUUCUUUGCGAAUCAUCAAAAUAUCAAAUUCAACUGAACACAGCUAUUACACAAAAUAUCAAUAAUGAUCAUACUGAAAAUGAUAUCCAGGAGAUUGUUUUAAUCUGGCUGAAGCAUGUUUUCCCUCAGAAAAUAUCAGUGCAUUCUGUGUUCCUGUUAAAUUUAAGCCCUCAAACAGGAGCUGGUUUAGCGGGACAAAAUAUGGAGGAAAUUCAGGGCACUGUAAAGUCACCAGUCAAGACACAAUGGUUUGAUUGUGUGGUGUUUGUGAGAGUGAUACCUGCAGCUGAUGUGAGUGAAACAGUGGCUAUGAUACAGGGGCUGUUAAUACCCAUCUAUAUCUACAACAACAUCCUCCUGAAAACAAACCCAGCAUCUGUAAACAUCCUCUCAGUAGCUGUCUUUCCCAACACGACUUCAAAUCCUGCUUUGACCACUGUUGCACCAGUCUCAACUCAUAUGCAAAACAUUUUGUUCUUCAGGAACUCGCACAGCAUCACAAACACUGGCAAUGGAAAAGAUCUGUUUAAUCACUUCAGGCUUCAUUUCAAACAGAGUAUGUUAAACGGGGCAACUGACAAAGCAGUGUGGGAUCAUCCAGACAUGAGCAAGUGUAUUCGGACUUUAUCUACAUCUUGGAUGGCCUACCUUAUGGGAGACAGGACGGUGUUCGAGGGAGAUGCUCAUAACAUGACAGCACCUUCAUUAGCACUUCAGCUGAUCAACCCUGACACCUCUCAGUUCCAGAAUCCAGUGGUGAGCAAAAUUCUUUCUAUUACAGACCUUAUGGGAGACAGGACGGUGUUCGAGGGAGAUGCUCAUAACAUGACAGCACCUUCAUUAGCACUUCAGCUGAUCAACCCUGACACCUCUCAGUUCCAUGGUCUCACAUUCGAGGUGUCCUCCUUACUGAAUGAUAGCACCCCUGAGAUAUUUUAUGACAAGAACUUUACAGUGCAUCCAGACACAGGAACUAUAGCAUUCAUUUCUUUACCUCAUGCAAUUGAGAGCUUUUUCCCGAACAAUGGAGCCAGACCUCGUGUACAGUUUCAUUUUUAUGGCACAGAAAAUUUCUUUGAGGACCCCACAGCCAACAUGAAGCUGAACUCUUAUGUAGUAUCUGCCAGUGUCACCAAUGCCACAGUAAGCAACCUUGAGAUCCCCGUGAUGGUCACUUUCCGCCAUCUCCAAAACAAAGAGGAUUGGGACACUGUUAAGUGUGUCUACUGGGACUUCAACAAAAACAAUGAUAAAGGUGGAUGGAAUGAUACAGGAUGUGAGACAGUGAUGUCUAAUGCCACUUAUACAUCCUGUUCCUGUGAUCACCUCACACAUUUUGGAGCUCUUCUGGAUAUCUCUAAAACCCCAAUAAGUGCGAAAGACGAAAGGAUUCUUACUAUCAUCUCGUACCUGGGCAGUGGCAUAUCCUCCAUCUUUCUUGGAGUCACACUGUUGACCUAUUCGGCCUUUGAGAAACUGAGGCGAGACUACCCUUCAAAGAUCCUUAUUAACCUCUCCGUAGCCUUGCUAGGGUUGAACAUGCUCUUCCUUGUGAACUCCUGGCUUGCCUCUUUUAACAGCAAUGCCAUCUGUAUUACUGUAGCAGCCUUUCAACAUUACUUUUUCCUAGCUACCUUUACUUGGAUGGGACUGGGUGCAAUCAACAUGUACCUGGCCUUGGUCAAGGUCUUUAAUUCAUAUGUGCCAUCUUACAUCCUCAAAUUCUGUGCACUUGGAUGGGGUUUACCUCUGCUGGUUGUAAGUUUAGUGCUUGCCAUUGAUAUCAAUUCAUAUGGCACCGGCCUCUCCAGAGAAAUUCUCCAAGAAUCCACUGCAUUUUGCUGGUUAAAGAAUGACGUGACCUUUUAUGUGACGGUGGUUUCCUUCGUGACCCUGGUCAUGAUCUGUAACAUCAGCGUGUUUGUCGUGGUGCUGGUACAGAUCCGUAAAAUGCGGGUCAAUAAGCCUUCCAGCAGCAGAAAAGGGUUCCUGCAUGACCUGAGAGUGGUGGCCAGUCUCACCUUCCUGCUGGGACUUACCUGGAUACUAACUUUUGUCGCCUGGGGCCCAGCCAAAACACCUUUGCUGUACCUGUUCUCCCUCCUCAACAGUCUUCAAGGUUUCUUUAUCUUCCUGUUUUAUUGUCUGAUGAAAGACACUGUAAGGAAGCAGUGGAGGAUACAUUUCUGCUGUGGAAGAUUCAGACAGACUGAAUACUCAGACUGGAGCCGUUCUGUGACACUGGGGGCCAAAGCGAAAGGUGGUCUAAAAGUCUCCUCACCGUCCAUGAACUCAGAGACUACCAGUGAAAGGAAGAUCUCCGAUACCUCAAACUCAGGGACCAGCCAUAAUGGUGUUUUCCUGACACAGCACAGAAAACAAUAAAAAGAGG